Ceutorhynchus assimilis (cabbage seed weevil) is the source of this 1263-nucleotide messenger RNA. Lineage: Eukaryota; Metazoa; Arthropoda; Insecta; Coleoptera; Curculionidae. The record is from the annotation of a GenBank genome assembly.
UGGCAAAUAAAUAAUUUAUCAACAAAUCAUCAUUAAAAUUUGUUGCAACAAAAAUAUUAAUAUUUUGCAUUAUUUUAGUGUAAUUAAAGUGUUUUCCAGUUAAAUAAUUGCAUAAAAAUGGGAGAUCAAUUUGAUUGCGCCCUGGAUUUGAUGAGGCGGUUGCCUCCUCAGCAAAUCGAGAAAAAUCUGAGUGACCUCAUCGAUCUGGUGCCCAGUUUGUGCGAGGAUCUCUUAUCUUCGGUCGAUCAGCCUUUGAAAAUCGCCAAAGACAAGGAAACUGGCAAGGAUUACGUUUUGUGCGACUACAAUCGAGAUGGUGACUCGUACAGAUCUCCUUGGUCCAACACCUACUACCCCCCACUGGACGACGGUCAGAUGCCUUCAGAAAGACUACGCAAGUUAGAACUGGACGCCAACCACGCCUUCGACCAAUACAGAGAAAUGUACUUUGAAGGAGGCGUGAGCUCAGUCUACUUUUGGGACUUGGAUCACGGAUUUGCUGGUGUAAUUCUGAUUAAAAAAAUCGGGGAUGGUUCUAGAAAAAUCAAAGGUUGCUGGGACUCUUUACAUGUGGUUGAGGUGCAAGAGAAAAGCUCGGGCAGGAACUCGCACUACAAAAUGACUUCCACUGCCAUGCUGUGGCUGCAAACCAAUGAAACAGGUUCAGGCACUAUGAAUUUGGGUGGCAGCUUGACCAGGCAAAUCGAACAGGAUUCUGCUGUCAAUGAGAAUAAUCCUCAUAUUGCUAAUAUUGGCAGGAUGGUUGAAGAUAUGGAGAAUAAAAUAAGAAAUACGCUCAAUGAGAUUUAUUUUAGCAAAACUAAGGACAUUGUUAAUAGUUUAAGAUCGGUCCAGCCUUUAACUGAGAGUAGACAAAAGGAAAUUUUAAAGCAAGACUUGGCUGCAGCUUUACAAAAAAGGCACAACAAGUCGGAUAAUUGAUGUUUGCAGAUAUAUGAAAUUAAUUACGGAGAGGAGUUAUAAUAAUCUAUGCGAAGUUUUUAUUUUAUUUAUUUUUAGGUAGAUAACAUAAUAUUUAUUGGUGCUAGUUUUCGGAAUGAAGGAAAACUAUUAUUUGUAUAUAAGGCACUUGUAAUGGAAAAUGAACAUUUUAGCAUUUUUUUUUUCUAAUGGUCUUAUUGCUUGUUUUUGAACUUUCUUAGAGAUAUGUUUCAAGUAAGCUCAAAAAAUCCAAUUUUUAUAUAUAAAGUAUUAUUUAAUAUAAGGUUUAUUGAAUAGGUACUUAGUUACAAAAUAUCAAUU